Messenger RNA from Lasiodiplodia theobromae, 741 nucleotides. RefSeq names its product Nucleolar protein nop52 variant. Gene Ontology annotation, cellular component: nucleus; preribosome, small subunit precursor; preribosome, large subunit precursor. Bases 1 to 741 code for a protein of 246 amino acids. The record is from RefSeq and is a predicted model, not a curated record. The transcript has 3 exons. Gene Ontology annotation, biological process: rRNA processing. NCBI's taxonomy places the organism in Eukaryota, Fungi, Ascomycota, Dothideomycetes, Botryosphaeriales, Botryosphaeriaceae.
AUGGCAACACCGACCGCUACCUCACAAAAUAGCCCCUUUAUACGGCAGCUCGCCGCGAAUGACAAGCGUAUUCGCGACAAAGCUCUCGACAGCCUAAAGCGGUAUCUCGACGGACGGACAGGUCUAUCGGAGGUCGAGCUGCUCAAGCUAUGGAAGGGCUUAUUCUUCUGCAUGUGGCAGAGCGACAAGCCGCGGACGCAGCAGCAGCUGGCGAUCGAACUCGCGGCGCUCAUCGACAUCCUUCCUCUCGAUACCGCGCUCGACUUCCAGGACGCGUUUUGGAAGACGAUGGCAAGGGAGUGGGUGGGAAUUGAUCGGUUAAGGAUGGACAAGUUCCUUUUCCUCGUCCGCCAGUACCUACACGCCUCGUUCCGCCUCUUCGCGCGCCAGCACUGGCAAAAGGCCGAUGCGCUCGAAAGGUACCUCGAUAUCCUGCGCGAGACGCCGUUGAACCCUACCGAUCCAAAAGUGCCGAACGGACUGCGCCUGCACGUCCUUGAUAUCUACAUCGAUGAGCUGGAUAAGGUGGAUGAGGCGAGGGAGAGCGGCCUGCCGCUUGAACAAGUUCUAGCGCCGCUACGCGAGCUUGGGGAGAAGAGUGUGACCAAAGCAAUCCGGGUUCGUGUGAAGGAGACGCUAGAGGAAGACGAACGGCUGGAAGACUGGAAUAACCCCAAGAAAAGCGAAGAAGAGCACAAUGGACAGGACGAAAAUGAAGAAUGGGGAGGCAUCGACGAGUGA